UUCCUCGUCUUCAUCUUCAACAUUAGCUUCACCCGUGGCUUGAUGUGGUGGAGGGCCGUCGACGACCUUGGUCAUGACAACCAGUUUGGUAGUAGUCAAGACUUCGUCAUCGCCACCGUCUCUUGCUGCUGCUUCUUCGACCUCAUCGUUUUCGUCGUUCUCGCUGACAUCGUUUGCUUGCGCUGCGGCAAUGUCUUCACGGUCUUCAUCAUUCAAGGAAUCUGCUGCCAUGAGAGGCUGUUCGGCGCUUUCUGUUUCUUCUUCUUCGUUUUCCUCAUCAUCAGCCAUAGGACGCAUGCCGUGAUGAUUUCGGGACAUAGGCUUUCCACCCUCAGGACGGAAGGCAAUAUCGCCCUCGCUAUUACUAUGAGGCUGCUGCUGUUGUUGUUGUUGUUGUUGUUGUUGUUGCUGGCUCUCCUCAGCCGCACGGGCCAUCAUGACCGUAAGUGCUAACAGUACAAUAUAG
This is a messenger RNA of Zychaea mexicana, 466 nucleotides long. RefSeq lists its product as uncharacterized. Bases 43 to 453 code for a protein of 136 amino acids. The transcript is spliced from 2 exons. Lineage: Eukaryota; Fungi; Mucoromycota; Mucoromycetes; Mucorales; Lichtheimiaceae. The record is from RefSeq and is a predicted model, not a curated record.